AUGGAAUCAUCAGAUAGCGGUGUUUUAUUGUUUCCUAAAACAGAUGUUCCCAUUGAUAAAUUUGUCUUGCAGGGUGAAUUCGAAACAUUACAUCCAGGCCAAUUCAUCAUUGAGAUAACUAAUCAAAAACACAAUCCACUUUCAAUAUGGUAUCAGAUUAAGCAAACUGAUUUGCCCGUAUGUCAUCUAUUCGAAGGCAUAGUCAAUUUAUUUUACACUGACGAUCUUGAUCAACGAGAGCUCAUUAAAAUUCGCAAUUUUUCAGAUAAACUGGAUAAUGCAGUAUUCCCAUUUGUUGAUCAACUGUUAGAUGGUAAGAAAACAUUGACGGAAAUGACUGAUCUCGAAAAUAUUUUUCGUGGAGAAAACAUACAUAUUCCAUACGAAGUCGAAAAACUGUUGAUUAAUCGAUCGAAAAAAGGAGAACAACAGUCAAGAAUCACAUACAAUGAACAAGAGAUCAAAGGAAUCUGUGAAAGCUUGCAAAUCUUUCAAUACUAUAGUCAUAUUGAGGUUAUUAUCAAUUGUAUUAAAACAUUUGCUAUUAUUUCUGAUACAAAUGGUAAUGAGAUUAUCGCUAAUCUCGAACAACAACUGAGUAGCAAAAAAGAAUGUAUCUUAAAAAAUAUCUCUGGUGAAUACAGAAUAUUAACGCAAGAAUUUCAAGAUAUUAAAAGUAAGCAUUUGGAUCUGAUUAAAACAGCAAAUGAAUGUCGUGUUAUUGUUGGCUUAAUGAAAGAAUUCGAUUUGUAUUCAACGCAGGGUCGACAGAAAUUUCAAGCACUACGAGACAAUUUGACUAUACAGUUUCAAUUACAAGAACGCAAUAAUAUGAUUUUAAAUUCAUUUAUUAUUGCCUAUGCUUUAUGUGAACCAUUUGUUCUCAAAGCCAAUACAUUGCAGGAAUUUGUCAGUCGUAUUGUCAAUUUAUCGAAUUUUGAUUCAAAUUCACUUAAGAAUAUGAAAGGUAAAAUAAUUUUUAGUAUUGCAUUUCAUCAAUUUAUUCUCUACGAAUUGUUACUCUGA
Molecule: messenger RNA, 1026 nt
Organism: Rotaria sp. Silwood1
Lineage: Eukaryota; Metazoa; Rotifera; Eurotatoria; Philodinida; Philodinidae
Source: the annotation of a GenBank genome assembly